Paramecium tetraurelia is the source of this 1791-nucleotide messenger RNA. RefSeq lists its product as uncharacterized. Gene Ontology annotation, biological process: potassium ion transport. The record is from RefSeq and is a predicted model, not a curated record. Lineage: Eukaryota; Ciliophora; Oligohymenophorea; Peniculida; Parameciidae. The transcript has 3 exons. Gene Ontology annotation, cellular component: membrane. Gene Ontology annotation, molecular function: voltage-gated potassium channel activity.
AUGAAAAUUCAUCCCUUUAAACAUAAGGAGGAUUUUGAGACUUUGCAUACUUGGAGUAGUUAGAGACAAAUUACUGAGAUGGGAUCUUAGGUUGUUUUAACUCAUGGGAACAGUGGGUUUUAAUAGCCAAUAAAAAAUAGCAAGAGAAAAUAUAGAGCUAAAACAGUAAAAAAUUUUAUACAAAUGGCCUCAACAACAACUAUCUCUCCAACGAAUUCUUAAAGGAUAGAUAAAAAGCUAUAAUUUUCUAAGUUAGUCAGAAAGAUUAUUAAUGCUCAGCACUUUAUAGAAGAGCUCAGAAAUUAUGCCGAUUAGUUAAGAAGCUAGAAUGUUCGUUAUGCUUACAAAAGGAGGAAUUUGUUACCUUUAUUUCCAGAUGAUAUCCCCUAUAUUCUUUGGGGAUUAAUUAUAAAUUUAUGCACUGAUUUCGCAGCGAUUUUAUUUCCUUUGCAAAUUGCAUUUGAUUUUGAAGGAGUUGGAAGUCAAUUGACCUUGAUAAUUUAAAUAAUAUUUUGGUUGGAUCUGAUCAUGAAUUUUUUGAUUUGUCAUGUCAACAAAUAACUAGAUUUGAUCUACAACUUUCAUGAUAUUGCAUAUCAUUAUGUAGGAAGCUGGUUUAUAUUUGAUUUGAUUUCAGUUAUACCAGAUUUUGGUAUAACUGGACUCAAAAUUUUAAAACUAAUUAGAUUAUUAAGAUUUUUUCUAUUUGAAAGAAGAGUUGCAUAUAAUCAAUCACUUGAUUUAUUAAAGUAGCAAAAGGCAAUUAAAGAUGAGUUGGUAGUGAGGAAUGAAUAUAAUUUUGAUUUAAGAUUAAAGAAGUUAAUGAAAAUAUUUUUAGAAAUGAUCGUGCUCAAUCAUUUAUUUGCUUGUUUAUGGUUGUGGGUUUGUAGAUUUAACUAGGAUACCAAUUGGUUAGAUUACUAUAAAAUUAAUGAAAAGGAUUAAUUCACACAAUUAGUAUGUGCAUUCUAUUGGGCAUAUUAAACAAUAACAGUGAUUGGUUAUGGUGAUAUAGAAGCUCAUAAUUCUGACGAAUACUUGCUUGUAAUAAUUUGGAUGCUAAUAGGUGUUGGAUAUUAUUCAUUCACUAUUGGUAAUAUAACUUUUAUUUUGAUUCAAUCCAAUCCAAAUCAAGAAUUCGAUGAUUACCUUUUUAAUUUGGAAGACAUAAGUUCUAAUAUGCCAGAAUGGAUACAAGAUGAUCUAUUUAGAUUUACCAAGUAUAAUAUUCAAAAUAAUCCUUUCUGGGCUGAUGAUGCAAAAAGGAUCCUAUUUGAAUUACCACAUCCAUUAAUCUUGAAUAUGAUGGCAUCAGUCCAUAAAGAUAUAUUCAGAACCAUUCCUUUUAUCUCCAAUGACAUCAACUUUUCUGCAGCUAUUCUACCAUAUUGCACUUUAGGCUGUUAUAAACAAUUUGAAACUAUAUAUCAUAUAGGAUAGAAUGCAAAUGAUUUUUAUUUUCUCAUUAAAGGAGAUGUAAGAUUAUGUGAUGCCAGUGGUGAAUCGAUAAUAAGAGUUAUGGAAGGAACAUGUUUUGGUGAAAUUGAAUCUAUUGAAUAUACUCAAAGAUGUUGGAGUGCUUUGGCUUUGCAGGAGAGCAUCGUCUUAAUGUGUUCUGCUCAUUUCUUUUCAUAAUAUCUACAAAACGAGUCCCCUUAAUUUUUUGAGUUACAAUAAAUGUACAAGAGAAGAAAAAUAAUAUUAUUUCAAUAAGCAAAAUUGAAAAGAUGUAAAUUUUCAUUAAUAAAAAGAAAAAUUAAACAAAAUUAGAAGAGGACAUGCAGUUAAUGA